Molecule: messenger RNA, 2329 nt
Organism: Lontra canadensis (Northern American river otter)
Lineage: Eukaryota; Metazoa; Chordata; Mammalia; Carnivora; Mustelidae
Gene: DRC1
Product: dynein regulatory complex subunit 1
Exons: 17
Coding region: 83-2254 (723 amino acids)
Biological process (GO): regulation of cilium movement; cilium-dependent cell motility; axonemal dynein complex assembly
Cellular component (GO): axonemal dynein complex; axoneme
Source: RefSeq, a predicted model, not a curated record
CCUGGCAACGGCUUGUUUUUAGCAACCGGCGGCGGCCUGGCGGUGGUCCAGGAGGAGCUGCCUGGGGCGGGAGGCACCUGUCAUGAAUCCGCCGGGACCCCUGGGGGUCCUGGAGGAGAAGGAGGAGGAACACUUGUCCACCCCGAUUCUUGGGCCGUCCAUACAUUCUGACAACCCUCAGGAGCGGAUCCAGGCCCGGCGCCUCCGCAUCGCCGCGCGCCUAGAAGCCCGGAGGCGGGAAGCACUUGGCGAAUAUUUAGAUGGGAAGAAAGAGAGUGAGGAAGAUCAAAGCAAGAGCUACAAGCAGAAAGAAGAAAGCAGACUGAAAUUGAAUAAACUGCUGCUCUGUGGCACUGAGUUGGUGACAAAUAUCCAGGUGGCUACAGAUAUCAGAGAGAUCCACAGGAGAGUGGAAGAAGAGGAGAUCAAGCGUCAGAGACUCGAGAAGCUGGAGAACGAAGUCAAGACCAGCCAGGACAAAUUUGAUGAAAUCACUGCAAAGUGGGAGGAGGGCAAACAGAAGAGAAUUCCCCAGGACCUGUGGGAAAUGCUCAACACCCAGCAGGUGCACUGUGCCGGGCUGAUCGAGGACAAGAACAAGCUGAUCAGCGAGUUACAGCAGGAGUUGAAAACAAAAGAUGACCAGUAUGUGAAGGAUUUGAAGAAGCAGUCAGAUGACAUCUGCCUGCUGCUGGAGAGAAUGGAAGAACAAGUGAAGCACGUGAUGAAAACUUUCCGUCAGGAGCUGAAUUACAUUGAGAAAGCAUUCGAGGUAGAACGACAAGAAAUGCUGGCCAGUAAUAAGAAGAAAUGGGAGCGGGCCCUGCAGGCUCACAAUGCUAAAGAGCUGGAGUAUCUUAUGAACCGCAUCAAGAAGGUAGAGGACUACGAGAAGCAGCUGAACAAGCAGAGGGUGUGGGACUGGGAAGAGUACAACAUGAUCAAGAUCAAGCUGGAGCAUGAUGUGCAGGUUCUUGAGCAGCAGCUUCAGCAGAUGAAAGCAAUUUACCAGCUAAACCAAGAGAAGCUGGAGUACAACUUCCAGGUGCUGAAGAAGAGGGACGAGGAGAGCACAGUGAUUAAAUCCCAGCAGAAGAGGAAGAUUAAUCGCCUGCACGAUGCUCUCAACAAUCUGAGAGCGAAAUACAACAAACAGAUCAAGCACUUUCAGGAGGAGAACCAGUCACUGACCUCUGACUACAAACGCUUUGUGACGCAGUUCAAGGAACUACAGAGAGCCAUGAGGCAUUUUGCUCUUGUUGAUGACAAGCAGUUUCGGGAGAUUUGGCUGAUGAACGAAGAGGAGGCAAAGGAUCUGAUCAGCAGAGCCUUUGCUGUAGACAGGAUCGUUCAUACCCACCACCUGGGGCUCCCCUGGACGGCACCAGACUUCUGGUUCCUGAGGAAUGUGGGACCGAUCUCUCAGCAGCCGCGGAAGUCUGCCGCGCAGAUCUUAGAGGAGGUGCUGAUGCAAGCAGAAGAGGAGGGGACAGAGAAGGCCGCCUCGGAAGCAGAGUCUUACCUCGACCUGCCAAAGCAGAUUUCCCCAAGAACUACCAGAAAGAUCCUGAUGCUCCUGUGUGAUGAGUCGGGUUUCCUCAUAGAGAGCAAGCUGCUGAGUCUUCUCCUUCCCCUGGAGAAGAACGAAUGCUAUCUGCUGAGGCUGGACGCCGUCUUCUCGGCCCUUGGAAUUGAAAGCGAGGACGACUUAUAUAAACUGGUGAACUUCUUCCUCAAAUACCGAGUUUAUCAUUCACCCUCCGGUCAGGAACAAACAAGCCUGAUGUCGGGACAGGAGCCAGGAGAGGAGAUAGACCUCGAGGAACAGAAGGAGGAAAGCCUCGUGGAAGGGGAGCCGGAAGAGAAGGAGGCUCCCCCUUCUCCCAGUCUCAUCCACCCCAAUGAUGUCCUCAAGAUCCUGGAGGCCUUUGUCAUGGGUCUGAAGAAACCCAAGGACUCUCAGGCACCAGUGAAGAUGAAGUAUGUGCGAGAUAACUCGAAGGACUCGGAGUAUUGGGAGGCCCUGACCACGGUUAUCCCUGAUGCCACGCAGAACCUCUGGGACGCCCUGUACACAGCCCUGGAGAAAUACCACCUCGUCCUGACCCAGAGGGCCAAGCUGCUGCUAGAGAACCGUUCCCUGGAGCAGCAGAACACCGAGCUCCAGAUGCUGCUGCAACAGUAUCUAGAUUCCAAGAUAAACUCUGAACUGCAAGUUCCACCAACUCAGGUGCUCCGGGUCCCCACGAAAUAGAGCUGGGCCUCCGAAGGCUGCCGUGUCGGGCUGUAUGCUGGGGCCGGGGCCGGGCCCAGAGCCGCCGCUGGCACG